Messenger RNA from Penicillium diatomitis, 1386 nucleotides. RefSeq lists its product as uncharacterized. The transcript has 3 exons. The record is from RefSeq and is a predicted model, not a curated record. Bases 1 to 1386 code for a protein of 461 amino acids. NCBI's taxonomy places the organism in Eukaryota, Fungi, Ascomycota, Eurotiomycetes, Eurotiales, Aspergillaceae.
AUGCGUCCUUCAACCCAGCUGCAGUCCCCAACUGGCGUUUGGUUUCUCAGCCAAUUGAUCCACAUGUUGUCAAUCACAUGUGCAUAUGGUACCCAUAUCAAUGCUCCACCAUCUCUGAAAGUCUCGUCUGAAAGCGCUCCGGAACUGGAAACUCUGUCAAAUCCCGAAUCCAAAUCUACCCUUUGCACGGGCACUGCCUCACGAGAUCCCAAGAUAUUCACCAUCCCUCCAAAGGUUCAAAAUGGAGUCGCCGACGCCAGAUUCAACAUGUCAACACCAACCCCUCAACUGAGCGUCGAGAGCGUAUCCAUCCUCGACGCCCCCCAGUUGAGCAUGAUCAACUCCUCCGUUUUCGACUGGUGGUACUUUGAUAUUGUUUCCACCAAUGACCCCCGAGAAACAGUCACAGUGACCUUUUUCACAUCCACUGCAAAUGCAUUUCCGUGGCUGCCAACGAACGAAAGCUCCGUGCUGAUUGCCUAUCUCUGGGUGUCUUUCUCAAAUGGAACCGUCUUUGAGGAUUACGUGCCUGCAACGAUCGCGACAGUUCAAGAGCCGGGAACGGAUGGAACCGGUAUAUCUGGAGUUGGGAAUUGGUCAUCGACAGGCUUCAGUUGGACCUCGACCAAUACUGAUUCAUCCAGGUAUACCAAGGUUAUGGUCUCAUCGGACAAGCUUCAGGUCUUGGGCGAAUUCUCAUUGACCUCGACACUAGAGCCGCAUCUACCCUGCGGAGUUACUGCCAAUAUCAGCACUCUGGAAGUUGCACCUCACGUAGGAUGGGCUGCUCUCGUACCUGAUGCCGCCGGAAGUGCAGAUAUCACGGUUGUGGGCUCGCGUCUGCAAUUCCAAGGCCCAGCAUACCAUGACAAGAACUGGUCCGAUCGACCUUUCGUUGCAUCCGUGUCAAGCUGGUACUGGGGUCAUGGCCAAUUGGGGUCAUAUUCCGUUGUUUGGUUCAGCUACCUGGCCUUGAAUGAUCCUCAACACAGGGAGUAUGUGAGCAGCUAUGUGGCGCGCAAUGGGACCGUCAUAGCUUCAUCUUGUCAGACAGACUCUGUCAGAGUCCGUCCGAUCGGGAGCUCUGGCACAAGUGCGCGAUAUCCACCAAAGGCAGGGGAUGUGCCCGAUGGAUUUCACCUCGCCUUCAACUUGGGAGCUGACGGUUGGCUGAGGGCCAAUGUUUCCGGGACUCGGAUCGCCGGCGACGGUGAGUACUACUUUCGGUGGGCUGGACACAUCACCGGCGAGAUUUAUGAGGGGAGCUCUGCGGCAAACGAACAAGAUAGUUCGUGUUUACAGGCGAGCGAGGGAGGAUCUAUAGUCACGGAUGAGCCCAUGAUGUCAGGGAGCGCGAUCUGGGAGCAAUUUGUUCUUGAAGAAUAG